AUGCAUUACCUACAGGUUCAGACUUUGGAGAGUGUCUUCGAGGUGGAGCGUCUGUCCGGAGAUGAAGGGAAGCAGAUCGUGGACUCGUACCUGCGAGCAUCGCAGCGAACGCUGACCUCCGAGCAGAGCGCUGCAGCGCUGCGGUGCUUCGAGUCCACGGGCUCUCCCCUGCACCUCCGGCUGAUCCUGUUGGCCGCCAAACGCUGGGCGUCCUUCACGCCACUCGCAGAGACACGCCUGGGCGCCAGCACGCAGGAAAUGAUGUCACAGAUCUUCCUGACGCUGGAGGAGAAACACGGGAAGGAGCUGGUGGGCGGGGCUUUAGGAUACAUCGCUUUGGCGAGGGAAGGUCUGCUGGAGGCUGAACUGCGUGACGUCAUGUCCCUGGAUGAUGACAUCAUCAGUGAGGUGUACAGGGACUCCCUCCCUCCAACGCCCUCGCUGAUCCGGCUGCCCCCCCUCCUCUGGGCGCGGCUCAGACGGGACCUCGAGGAUCUGCUGGAGGAACGCUGGACGGACGGGGUAGCAGCCAUCGCCUUCAACAGCCGGCGUCUGUCCGAGGCGGUUUCAGCUCGGUAUCUGACAUCAGAGCGCCGGGGGCGGAGCCUCAGGAUCCUGGCCGAGUACUUCCUGGGUCAGUGGUCGGGGAAACUGAAGCCUGUGGCUCUGCCGGGCCUGACGCUGCUCCUUGCUGACAGAAAGGUCCCACCCCAGCCGCUGUGGUUUGCUCCAGGAUUGGCCAAUGUCAGGAAGCUCCAAGAGCUGCCGUAUCACCUGCUGCACGCCGGUCUGUGGGUCGAGCUGCAACAAGAAGUCAUCGGCAGCGCUGAGUGGCUGUUCUGUAAGAUCCGGGUAUGCGGCAUGUCCAGUGUGAUCCAGGACCUGGACCAGUGCUCCCAGUACCUGGGCUGCAUCGAGACCAGUCUGCUCCGAGAUGCUCUGGUCCUCAUGGAACCCAGCCUGGACCUGUUAGACACUCACAUGGACAUGUCUCUGUUCUACACCGAGCUAUUGGCCAGACUCAGCUCCUUGGCCACGCCCUUCCCUUCUGUGAUUGGCCGGCUGUGCAGCCACUGUGAGGAGUGGUUACUGACGUGUCCCGAUCCGAGCCUUGUUCCCAAGUGCAGCUUCCUGCCGCCGCCAGGGGGGGCGCUGCAACACACACUGAGCGGGCUGCAGGGAGGUGUGCUCUGUGUGGAUGCCAGUGUGGAGGCGGAGCUUCUGGUUGCAGGUUCAGAUGAUGGCGUGGUGGCGGUCUGGAGCCUCGCUGACCAGCAGCUGCUACACUCGCUGCUGGGACACACUGGUGCGGUUUUGUCGGUCAAAGUGACGGGCAGCCCCGCCCACUGCCUCUCAUUGGCUGCUGACGGCUCUCUGAGGAGGUGGAGCCUGACGGAUGGCCAACAGCUGCUCUGCGUCCAGGAGGCGUUGCCUUUUGGCUCCGCCCCUUCCUCCGUACACCUCCACCUGUCUGAUCAGCUGAUCUUUGUUUACACCAGGACACAGGUAAAGGUGUGGAAGCUGGAGGGGGCGGAGCUCCUCAGCAGCAGCUGUAAUGAUGCUGACGGUGAUGGUGAUGAUGCUGACGGUGAUGAAGAUGGCGGCUCAGUGGUUCUGGGAGUCCUGGGGGAAUCUGUGGUUACUCUGUGUGCCUCUGGUCUGGUGAGGAUCUCUCACCCUGGUGGCGAGGCUCCGACCGUGGAGACCCGGCAGGAGAACUCCCAGAGACGACUCACCGUGGUGAAAUCGGUCACGUUACCACGGCGACGGAAAGUCUUUGUGGUUUCCAAAGCCGGAUUCCUCCAUCAGAUUUCCAAGACGGGAAAAUGGACCGCCAACACGUUUCCUCUGGUUCCUUCUUUGCUUUCAGUCACUGAAGAUGAAAAAAUACUGUUAGCAGGAAGUGAUCGGACGCUGAGCCUAUUUAACAUCGACAGAAACUCCGUGGACGGAUUCCUUGACCUUCAACACGACGACAGCGUUUUAUCGGCGUGCGUCUCCUCAGACAGCCGGCUGCUCGCCACCGGAGCUGCUGACCAACUCAUACGAAUCUGGUCGGUGACCACGGGCGCGUUGCUGGACACUCUGUGUGGUUCAGACACUCCCGUCUCGUCGGUCCUCCUUUACAACCGGUUCGUGGUCUCAGCCUCCACGCACGCCGCCAGCGUCCACGUGUGGAAUCUGAACUACGACACACGCCACAAACCCAACGCACACGUCCCGGCGGGCUGCGCCCACGUGGCCGUCACCAAGGACGCAGACCGCGUCUUCUACGUCCGACAGCAGAGCCAGACCGAGGUCAUCAGCUGGAACAACAACACAGGCUGUGUGUCUGAGCGGCUGCCCGUCUCGGCGGAGGUCAGCUGUCUGGCGUUGGCCCAGGACAAGCGGCUGCUGUUCUGCGGCCUCGCCAGCGGCACGGUGCUCAUCUACCCGCUGGCGUUGCCCCUGGAGACGCUGUGCAUCCCGCCGCCGGAGAGCCUGAGCGGCGUGCUGUGCGUGGCGGUGAGCGGCCGGGAGAAGCACGCGGCGGUGGCCUACGAGGACUCGGUGAGUCUGUUCCGGAUCACCAGCCGAGAGGGCUUCCCCUCGGUGGACGGGCCCCUGGACUCCUUCUCGCUCUCGCUGCUGCACGCACCGCCCGCCGCCAUGGCGCUGCUCUCGGACCGCCGGCUGCUGUACGGGACCCGCUGCGGCGAGGUGAAGAUGUACGACUUCGUCGGCGGCAGCAGCACCGGUCUGGAGCCUCACGGCAGCACGGUGACCUGCGUGGCGGUCGGUAACCACGGCAACCACGCCCUGGUGGGCUCAGAGGACGCCACGCAGAGGCUGUGGGCCCUGAACCCCCUGGUCCUCGAACACACCAUGGAGUACAAGGGUUUUCUCUUCGAGGGAGUCCUGUGUGCUGCGUUCUCCGACAACGACCAGUUCGUCUUCACGGGAUCUCAGGACAGAACAGUCAAGGUCUGGGAUGUCUCCUCAGGAGACCUGCUGUAUGUCCAGUACGUCUACUCCCCCGUGGUGCGCAUGGCGAGCUUCAGGAACGGCUUCGUGGCGCUGUCCCAGCAGGGCUAUGUCAUCAGAGAGGCGUUUCACUGCCCGGACCGCGUACGCCCGGACUACAACCCUCUGAGGAACGCCCGGGCCCAGUACCGGGUCACGUCCCGGGACAGGGGGAACCAGGAGGGCCAGCCGAGCUACGACUACCGGGACUUCAACCCGGCCCAGUUAGACCUGGACCGCAUGGGCGCGCUCAGAGACAAACCCUCAGCCACCUGUCGUAUACUGUAGGACAGAUAUAC
Perca flavescens (yellow perch) is the source of this 3302-nucleotide messenger RNA. RefSeq names its product NACHT and WD repeat domain containing 1 (gene nwd1). The record is from RefSeq and is a predicted model, not a curated record. The transcript is spliced from 17 exons. NCBI's taxonomy places the organism in Eukaryota, Metazoa, Chordata, Actinopteri, Perciformes, Percidae. Gene Ontology annotation, molecular function: protein binding. Bases 1 to 3291 code for a protein of 1096 amino acids.